CUGGCUUCACCUGGAAAAAGGAGGUAGUGAUUCUGAGCCAGGUUCAUCAUCCCUAUUGUGCUCCUCAGGUACAGAUCUGACUAUUCUCACAAUGCAUAUCCUACAGAUCAGUGCUGUGGUUUGUGCUUUCAUCAGCCUUCUUCUCCUCCUUAUCGCCCUGGGCUCAGACUACUGGGUGCUAGUCGGCAAUGUGAACCAAGGCCUCUGGAAAUCUUGCUUUACUGUCGUUUCGAGCUAUACUUGUUUGUCACAUUCAAUGGCUGGCAUACCAGUUUACUUGGAUGUUCCCCGAACCUUCAUGAUCUUCGGGAUGAUCGCUGGAGCCGUCUCUUGCAUCGUUCUUUGUGGAACAUUUUUUGACUUCCAGUUCGGUUUCCUCUCCCAGGCCAAGACCUCAGCCAUAGCCAGCCUUGUUGCAGCUGGUUGCGUCCUGAUUGCCAUGGCCACCUUCACAGGGCUUACAGCACCAAACAACGGUUUUGCAUGGUCUUAUGGCUGGUCUUUUGGCUUGGGUUGGGCCUCCUUUCCUCUCUUCCUUAUUACUGGUGGGCUGUCUUUCCCCUUGGACACUGCUGGGUCAGCAUGAGCAUGAAGAAAAGGCUGCUACCAUUUCAGUUGACACUUAGAGUUAUGUUGAUAGGGUGGGGCACAGACACAGCCUGGACUGGGGGAAAUGAAUGUACCAUACUUUAGUGGGAGGAAACGGAAACAAGGCCUCUUCAUAAUAAAUUGGAAUCCUUUCCCUGAAUACUGUAGAACAGGACUAGCCAGCGAUGUGCCUCCAAGCUUUAGUGGACUACGAUUUCCAUUCUUGACCUUGCUAGCUGAGGCUGAUGGGAGUUGGAGUCCAAUAACAUCUGGAGAGCAGCAGAGUGGCUAGGAAAUCAUUCCUUCCCCAAACGAAGACUAUUAUUAUUAUCAUUAUUAUUAUUAUUAAAAAUGAGGUUAAAGAAUAUCUACAGCAUAGUAUCUGCCAAACAUAUGAUGAUCUAAGAAUUAAUAAUGAUAAUAAUAAUAAUAAUAAUAAUAAUAAUAAUAAUUUAUUGUUUAUACCCCACCCAUCUGGCUGGGUUUCCCCAGCCACUCUGGGCGGCUUCCAACAGAGAAAUAUUCCUUCAAUGGCUGGGCCUGGGUUAAAGUCAAGGAAUGAGUAAACCAGGCUUUUUCAAUGCAUCCAUCAGAAAAGAAUGGUCUAUGGAUUAAAUUAUAUUCUGAGUUCUUGCCUUCAUAUUCUGUGUAUUUUGUAUU
Zootoca vivipara (common lizard) is the source of this 1248-nucleotide messenger RNA. Its product is annotated as lens fiber membrane intrinsic protein-like. The record is from RefSeq and is a predicted model, not a curated record. Gene Ontology annotation, cellular component: plasma membrane. NCBI's taxonomy places the organism in Eukaryota, Metazoa, Chordata, Lepidosauria, Squamata, Lacertidae.